Molecule: messenger RNA, 820 nt
Organism: Hydractinia symbiolongicarpus
Lineage: Eukaryota; Metazoa; Cnidaria; Hydrozoa; Anthoathecata; Hydractiniidae
Exons: 2
Coding region: 170-745 (191 amino acids)
Source: RefSeq, a predicted model, not a curated record
UUUUCGUUUCACAGUUUUUAGUUUUACUGUUUUUUCGCGUUUCUUUUUCAGCCUUUUUUCGUAUCUAAUAGGAAUUUCAGUUUGUGCACUUACUGGAGGUUGAUGAACAUAAUCACAUUCAUGAAAUAUAAAUGGUACACUGUUAUGUAGGUUGUUGGUACCACAAAGAAUGACUACAGUCUUACAGGAUGAUGGAAGGUUGGUAUUUAAAGCUCGCCAUAAUACAUUUUCUACCUUGUCCCCACCAAUACCAAGGUUGGUGGUACCAAAAAGUGGUCGAAUACUAUACCUUGAUGUGGACUUUCACAAAUUUAGGCUAACAAGAGGUUCAUCGUACAUCGAACUACCUAAGUGGGUAGCCUCUAAAAAGGCCGUCAUUAACCCCCCGGUGAAUGAGGACGAGGAAUGCUUUAAGUGGGCUGUUAUAGCACCCUUACAUCAUGAGGAGAUAGGGAAGAACCCGAAUCGAAUAUCUCAGAUGAAACCCUACGUAGACAUUUAUAACUGGGAGGGUAUAGAGUUUCCAGCAAGUAUCAAAAGCAUACACAAACUUGGAGCGAAUAACCCCGGGGCGAAUAACCCCGACAUAGCGGUCAAUGUCUUGUAUGUAACAGAAAAGAAGAUCAACAUCCUACGUCGAUCGGUGCAGAACGGGCGUACGAAGGUGGUGACUCUAUUGUACAUCACCGAUCAUAAAAAGACCCACUACACAGCCGUCAAAAGUCUAUCGAGGCUCUUGGGCUAGGAGACCGCGAAGAAUAGGAAUGCAAUGUAUUUUUGUCUGAACUGCCUACAGGAAUUCCCCACGGUUGAAUCGAGG